Messenger RNA from Acaulospora colombiana, 373 nucleotides. NCBI's taxonomy places the organism in Eukaryota, Fungi, Glomeromycota, Glomeromycetes, Diversisporales, Acaulosporaceae. The record is from the annotation of a GenBank genome assembly.
CUAUUCUAAAAAAUAAUAUAGAUGAGGCGAUUGUGGCGGCCAGUUCCUGUUUAUCGCAAUUUCGUAAAGAAUUAGCAGAAGCUAGAGUUGAUCCUGAGCAAAUUAAUACAUAUGCCAAAUUACCAAAUGUUACUCGAGCUUCUAACAAAAUUCAGAAGAGAAAACUUGAACGGGAAUUAAUCAGUCGACCUAAAACGCCUAAACACUUCUCCUUAGAAGAGGGGCUUAGAAGACUUCAGAAUAUCCGUACCACUAAGACCCCCACUCUAAAAGAUCUCGCAGAUGUGAUCAUGAUGUUAAGUAUGAGACCCACUGAAGUAACUACUCUUCGCAUUAUCCAUUAUGAGCCUGACGAAUCAAAUCCUCCGGAAUG